Molecule: messenger RNA, 3778 nt
Organism: Esox lucius (northern pike)
Lineage: Eukaryota; Metazoa; Chordata; Actinopteri; Esociformes; Esocidae
Product: prickle-like protein 1
Exons: 8
Coding region: 365-3037 (890 amino acids)
Molecular function (GO): zinc ion binding
Source: RefSeq, a predicted model, not a curated record
CUGCCUGCUUUGAUUGGGGCUGUGGUUUCCCUGACAGCUCUGGAAGACAAGGCUGAGAAUCAGAGUACUAUGACUCCAGGAUUUAGGAGUGCUACAGACAUAGUUUACCUGAAGAGAGCGGUGAAAGAGGUUCCCAUCCUGGAUUUGGAGCUACAGUUGAGGAAGCCUAGAGAGCAAGCUGAACCAGAAGGGAGAGAACCUGAAAGAGGAGAGGGUGCUGUCCCGGGUUUUUAAGCUCCAGUAAAGAGAGACAGAGCCAAGAUACAUGUAGCACAGAGUCAGUGGAGAAAAAACAUCAGGACUGAGUAGUCAGAAGAGCCUGCUCAGGACAGCUUUCUGCAAAGAGCAGAAGGCGGGGUGUGUGAUGAACCUGGAGAAUGCGUGUGGUUACCAACCCGGGGUGCGGGGCCCGCGGGACACGAUUGAACAGAAGGUCAAAGGUCAGCUGAACUUUGGCUUCCAGAGGAGCUCCACGUCAGACGAUGACUCCGGUUGCGCCCUGGAGGAGUAUGCCUGGGUACCACCUGGCCUAAGGCCUGAACAUGUCCAGUUGUAUUUCUCUUGUCUUCCUGAGGAGAAGGUUCCUUAUGUAAACAGUCCUGGAGAGAAGUUCAGAAUCAAACAGCUGCUGUACCAACUGCCUCCACACGACAAUGAGAUGCGAUAUUGCCAGUCGCUCAGUGAGGAGGAGAAGAAGGAGCUCCACAUGUUCAGUGUCCAGAGGAAGAAGGAGGCGUUGGGGAGGGGCUCCCUGAAACUGCUGCCUCGCACCCAGCUACACAGCAUCUGUGAACACUGUGGGGACAGCGUUAAUGGAGGAGAGAUGGCCGUGUUCGCAUCCAGAGCGGGCCCCGGGCUAGUCUGGCACCCAGCAUGCUUUGCAUGUUCCACCUGUAGUGAGCUGCUGGUGGACCUGAUCUACUUCUACCAGGACGGAAAGAUCCACUGUGGACGCCACCACGCUGAGCUACUCAAACCGCGGUGCUCAGCAUGCGACGAGGUUAUCUUCUCUGACGAGUGCACCGAGGCGGAGGGCCGGCAUUGGCACAUGAAGCACUUCUCCUGUUUUGAGUGCGAGACGGUGCUGGGCGGACAGCGUUACAUCAUGAAGGACGGGCGGCCAUAUUGCUGUGGCUGCUUCGAGUCUCUCUAUGCGGAGUACUGCGAAGCCUGCGGGGAACACAUUGGCGUUGACCACGCCCAGAUGACUUACGACGGUCUCCAUUGGCAUGCCACCGAGGGUUGUUUCUGCUGUGCCCAGUGUAAGAGAUCCCUGCUGGGCUGUCCCUUCCUGCCCAAACAGGGACGCAUCUACUGCUCCAAAGCCUGCAGUCUGGGUGAAGACAUCCAUGCCUCCGACUCCUCCGACUCCGCCUUCCAGUCGGCACGUUCCCGCGAGUCCCGCCGCAGUGUGCGUAUGGGCAAGAGCAGCCGUUCGGCGGACCAGUGCCGCCAGUCGCUCCUCUUCUCGCCCGCCGUCAACUACAAGUUCCCCGGGUUUACUAGUAACCCGGACACUGGUGCACUCACCAACAAGCUGGCCCAUCUGGGUCUGACGGACGAGGAGCGUUUCUGGAAGGGGAGGGAGGAGACGGAGGCCCCAGAGGAUCAGGAGGAGGAGUGGGCUGAGCACGAGGACUACAUGACCCAGCUGCUCCUCAAGUUUGGGGAGCACGGCAUCUUCCAGCAGGGUGAGACAGUGGAUCCCAGACCUUCAACCGAUCACUGGACGACCGAGGCAGAGAUCAAGAUGAAACAGUGUGAGCCUCAGAGCUCCAGGUCUGGGAUGGAAGGCAUCAGGGGAGGAGGGGGUUCUGGCACCCAAAGCCUCGCCAGUAAGAAGUACCAGCCGGACAUGUACUGGGCCCAGUCCCAGGACGGGCUAGGGGACUCGGCCUAUGGGAGCCACCCUGGCCCCGCCAGCAGCAGGAAGCUCCAGGAGCUGGAGAAGGAGCAGGGGGCCAGGAGCAGCGGGGAUCCAGGCUUUCAGAUGGAUGACAAGCAGUGGUACGACGGCUCCCUGGACUGUAUCACGGACGAGCUCAAAGGAUCAAAGGAACAGAGUGUCCGGGACUCUAUGGACUCACUGGCACUGUCGAACAUCACAGGAGUGUCAGUAGAUGGUGACACUAAAGAACGGCCACUGGUCUACUCCUUGCAGAGCUUUGAUGAGCUUGAGCGAGAGAACUGUGACAACACAAGCAACAUGGCAACCCUUAACUCUUCCAUUUUACACAACAGUGCCAAUUCACUAAAGAGCCUUACGUCUGAGCUGGAGCAGGAGGCGGCGGAGGAGAACAUAACAGAGGAGAUGGAAGCUCCUCUUCCGUCUCCCCCCAAGCCGCCUCAUGUCCCGGCAUUGAGGAGGACUCGCUCCCAGUCCCGUCCCCAACAGGUCAAGUUUUCCCCGGACGUGGUGGACAACAGUCGCUAUGGCGAUCCGCCGAUGCGGCAGCCUCCGAUGAGCGAGCGGACGCGGCGGCGGGCCUACCACUUUGAAGACCAGGACCAAGAGCUUCGUAGCUCGGGCCGUCGACACAACCACCAUCACCACAGAAGACGCCACAGCCGCAAGUCUCGCUCAGACAAUGCCCUCCACCUGGUGCCCAAGGAAAGGGCCAACCGCAUGUACUUCAGGGAGGACCACAGAGACCACGGAUUCAGCCACAAGGGGCCUCAGCAGCAGGCCUUCCGACCCAACCAACAGGGGUGUGGCCAGGGGCAGCAUCCCCACCAUGCCGGCUCAGACUACGCCCUCCAGCAGGGCCCAGCCAUGGAGAGGUUCCUGGGGUUGUGUGGGGACAGGGACCAGGACGACUGGUGCUCCACCUGCUCCUCCUCCUCCUCAGAGUCCGAGGAGGAAGGCUUCUUCCUGGGUCAGCCCAUCCCCCAGCCCUGGCCACACAGACACUACUAUGAUGACCUGCCUGGACCCAGUCGCGUAGCGGGUCUGCCCUCCCCGUCUUAUGGGGGGGUUCCACAUACUAAGUCCAAAAAGAAAAAGGGGCACAAGGGGAACAACUGUAUCAUUUCAUAAGACAUGAGUUGUCAUGGUAACCCCACGGAUUCGCUUUUCAGAUUUGCCCCCUCCCCCCUAUUGCCACUAUUUGGAAUACAGAGAUAACCAUCUUCCCAUAAAGGCCUGGAUGUACUAUAUAUUUGUGAAUAUGGCUCUGAUCUGAUCCUUGAGAAGAGUUGCAUAAAUGCAUUAAUGGUGUAAUAAUACUUUUUAUUAUAAGAUAUGUCUCUGCAAUUUUGUGAACUGUCCACCAAUUAACAAAUUAACUUUGAACAAAUGUAUUUAAAACAGCCUUUACAGAUGAACUUAAAUUACUAUUUAACAGUGCAGAUAUUAAUGUAUAUAUUGUAAAGUUCAGAUACAAAACUGGUAUUUUUUAUACCCCAGAUAAAAAAAAAAUGUAUUUCUUUUGUUUUUGCAGAAUGACAUAGAAAGGAGUUAUCAAAGAAUGUUCCCUUUUGUUAGCCAGGUCAUGAAACAUGAUAGUAGAACUCCCUGUGCUGCCAGUAGUUACAGGACGUGACAGAGUAUGACCCUUCCUAUUCUAAUGUAUGCGCUUCUUUUGCUUUUAGACUUAUGCAGAUGCAGCCCUAAGAGGAGUGGACACCAUAAUACUAGCUAUGUUGUUUCUGCUCCUGGGUUUUAUUGGGUCAUAUUUAUGGGCCAUUUUGUAUUAUAAACAGAUCACCGUCAUCUGUAUAAAUGUAAAAACUGGAAAAUAAGGCUCGAUGAUAAUUGUAAUAAAGAUAAAGAUAACAU